AUGGCGGGCUUGCUGCUUCGCCGCCUUCGCCUUGCUGCCUUGACUUUCUUGACUUUCUUGUCUUCAACCGCCGCAGAGCUCUGCUCUGAAUCUCCAUACUCCUGUACCAAGGGACAGGGCUUAUUGCAGCAGCAGACGGAGGCUUUGAAGAGAAGCGCCGGCGACUUUGGCGCUUCUCGCCUGGUUGCAGGCAUCGAGGCGGAGGAGCAAGCUGGACGAACUCCAGCAGAAGCGAUCAACUGCAUUUUUGACUCCGACCUUUGCCACUGGGUCAACGUCCCGAACGAGAAGAUGGAACCGUGGGUGCACGACACCGCAGGAGGCGAAUCCUACGCGUACGCCAAUUUGACCGAUGGCCAGUUUGUGAUGAUGUGUCCGCCUUUCGUGGCAACCUCUGAAAUUCCGGUCAAAAUCAAGUAUAGCUUUCAGGGGAAGCUUCUGCGCUUCACCUACACAUCGGGUGAUCAGAUCAUGCGCCACCUCAUCAUCGAACGCCAGGGUGACAAGGCGGGGCGAUACCCCUGUCGCAGUGUCACGCCGAGUUCCACGAGACUUGGUCGACAGUCGAUCCGGACUCGUCAAUGUUGA
Messenger RNA from Symbiodinium natans, 588 nucleotides. NCBI's taxonomy places the organism in Eukaryota, Dinophyceae, Suessiales, Symbiodiniaceae. The record is from the annotation of a GenBank genome assembly.